This is a messenger RNA of Hippoglossus stenolepis (Pacific halibut), 1237 nucleotides long. It is a transcript of the gene cdkn2c, whose product is annotated as cyclin-dependent kinase inhibitor 2C (p18, inhibits CDK4). The record is from RefSeq and is a predicted model, not a curated record. Gene Ontology annotation, cellular component: nucleus. Gene Ontology annotation, biological process: regulation of cyclin-dependent protein serine/threonine kinase activity; negative regulation of cell population proliferation. The transcript is spliced from 3 exons. The coding region runs from base 1 to 495 and encodes 164 amino acids. Gene Ontology annotation, molecular function: protein kinase binding; cyclin-dependent protein serine/threonine kinase inhibitor activity. Lineage: Eukaryota; Metazoa; Chordata; Actinopteri; Pleuronectiformes; Pleuronectidae.
AUGACUGACCGGCGUCUGACUGACGAGCUCUGCGAUGCUUGUGCCGCUGGAAAUCUAUCAAAAGUGUUGUCUUUGCUGCAAAGUGGAGCAGAAGUCAACGGAUUCAAUACAUUCAAGAGAACUGCUCUCCAGGUGGUGAAGAUGAGCAGCACCGCCGUGGUCGAAGCUCUUAUUGGUGGGGGGGCGAGCCCCGACGUGCGCGACCCGGACAGCGGCCGCACCGUGACCCAUGACGCCGCGCGCGAAGGGUCUGUGGAUACCGUGCGCGCGCUGAUGCGUGCUGAGGCGAACGUGAACCUCGUGGACGACCAGGGCAACCUGCCUCUGCACCUGGCUUCCAAGGGGGGCCACCUGCGGGUGGUGCAGCUGCUGAUCACGCGCACCGCGCACCCCCGCGCGACCAACGGCCUGGGAUACACCGCCGCGCAGCUCGCGCACUUCCACCGCAGGGUGGACACCGCCAAAUACAUCGACAAGUAUCUGAGCGCAAACUAAAUGAUGAAGACACCCACUUCAAUGUUUUACAAUCUGGAUUGGCUGAAACCUUCUUAUGAUUCUACUACUCUGCUCUUUCCUUUUACUUGGACUUUAAAUUUUUUUUAUAUUUUAUUCUAAAAUUACCCCCACUUAAUUGAUAAUAUAAUACUUGUAAUAUAAACCCUGUGUAAAUCUGGUACAUUUAUACCUUCUAGUGCAAUCCAGUACAAAAACUAAUAAUAACUUUUUGCCCAUAGUGUAAUAAUGUAUCCCAUUUGUAUUAUAAUAGUUAUUUGAAAGAGGAAAUAGUGUCAUGGAAGUGUGACACCAAUAGCCCAAAAAAAUCAAUUUUAAAGAAAGUGUUAUUAAUUUAUUAUUAUAUUAUGGGCUACAAUUAUUACAUUUUUAACGGAUUUUUGAAAACCCGGCAAAUAAUGAAACAAUGUUAUUACGUUAUUGGCAUGUUACUACAUAAUUGGCGGUUAUUAAAUUAUUGGCUGCUACAGGCUGCAAAACUGUUUACCCCUGAAACACCAAAAGUUUUUUGUGGACACCUCACCCACCCCUCCUUCAGUGGUGAGUAGGUAAUGAGUGAAUUUUUUAUUUUUCAGUGACCUAUCCCUUUAACAGUGUCAAUCAAAACUGAACAUCAUUAGCUUUUGUAAACUCUUUGGCUGAGCUUUUGUUUUGGAUUUCACUCGAUUUUACAGAUGUACCUAAUAAAGUGGCCGCAUAAAUGUAUUUUUAAAAUAAUUUAUAA